Molecule: messenger RNA, 1362 nt
Organism: Symbiodinium necroappetens
Lineage: Eukaryota; Dinophyceae; Suessiales; Symbiodiniaceae
Source: the annotation of a GenBank genome assembly
AUGGAACUUCAAGCCAGACCGAAGCGGCGCUGGAAGAGCCAAGCGGCCCAAGACGAGAUCUCUGCCCCGAUGGAUCUGGGUGGCUAUGCCAGCCAUGACCCUCAAGGUGAAGCUCCGGACUCUGUCAAAGAGUCGCUUCAGAGCACGAGCACCAGGUCAGUCUGUGUCAUCGGAGGGGGACCAAGUGGCUUGGGUUGUUGUCGAAGGCUGUGCGAUGCCGGCCUGCAGGUUACCUUGGUCCAGGAAAGCCGUGGUCUUGGCGGCAAGCUGUGCACCAAAUUUGUAAAUGGUAAGGAUGAUCCAACCCUUCACUUUGACAUGGGCGUGCAGCUGCUGCGGCCGGCCGGGCCAUUGGCAGACGACUUGGAAGGCGUCGUGCAGCCCUGGCCGCAGCCAGGACGCUUUAAACGCAUCCUUUGCAAGGGUGAUUGGACCCGGUGGAAUAUCACAUCCUCCAGUGAUGUCUCCGUCGAUGGGCUUGUUGUUGGGGUUCCAUCAAUGUCUGCCAUAGGGCGUGCUUUGGCCGACAAGUGCUGCAAUCUCGAGAUCCAUGUUGAUCGAACAGCUCAUGUAAUUGGACGCUCGCCCAAAACGGGCCGUUGGGGUGUCGAGUGGAGCCGCGCAGAAGCUAACGCUGGGCAACUGCGAUAUCGCCCCGAGCUAGCCCAGGGUGCCACAGAGGCCGUGUCGAGAAGCUUUGAUGCGGUAGUGCUGGCAUUCGAGGCCAACAAGAUCCUGCAAGGCUGCAAGUCUGGAUACAAGCAAGUUGCUCCGUCUGUGACGCCAACGCUGCGCAAGCAGCUGUCAGGCCGCACAAAGACAUCGCAGCUCUGGAACCUAAUGGUCGCCUUUGAUCGUGAGCUGCCGAUGCCCUGGGAUGCCGCAACAGUUGAGGGACAUGGUUCGCUGGCUUGGGUUGCUGUCAACAGCUCCAAGCCUGAACGGGCCCGUGUUCCACAAUGCUUCAUGAUAUUUUCCACGAACUCUUGGGCUGCAUGGAAACAGUGGUCCAAGAAGGAGGUCGAGCGUGUGCUGCUCCACGACUUCCUUUCUUUUCUGGAACAGGUCUUGGGGUUCUGGCCCCCGGAACCGUCCUUCGUGCUGAGUGGACGCUGGGGCAACAACACCGAGGCAGUGCUUGGUGGAGCACGGCCGUCGGGUGAGUUCCCGGUCCGGGCGUUGGGCUACAGCGGCACCGGAGAUAGCGGCGGCUUGUCGCCACCUCUUUGGGAUGGCGAUGUUGGCAUGGGGGCGACAGGAGACUGGGCCCGUGGUUUCUCCGUCAGCGACGCUUACAGUGCUGGUCAAGACCUUGCUGAGACCAUGCUAAAAGCGGGGACGGAUCGACUUUUCGGUGGUUAA